ACACAUACGUAUGUAAUUUUUUAAAAACAAUUCAGAACUUAUUGUUUCUUUAAUUUUGAAAGCACUAUUCUGUUCUUAUGAAUUCUACUGUUUAUGGGAUUGCGCGUUAGGAUUAGGACACCCUGUAGGGAGAAUAACGGUAAGCGUCGGCCGUUGCCAGGGCAAUGAAUCGCAGAUUGACGCAGGCGUCGCGACGUCCGGCCGCGCGCCCAUCCCCGCGAAUAUUCCACCCUCUCUCUUCCCUGCCGAAGCGUGCCACUGCUUAAAGCGUGCACCUCGCCCGGUUCACUCCCUGUCCCUUCCCCACUUAUGACACAGACGGUUAAAUUCGCGAAGUUUGUCGCAUUAUGAUUUAUACGGGAAAAUUCCAUCGGUGUUGACUUUGUAAGCCAUAGCUCAAUAUUUCUUUCGAUUGAUUUCAGAAUCGCUAUUCAAUUAUAUCUCACGUUUUUGUUAUACGGAUGAAUAUGCAUGCUUUGCAUCGCAGCAUUCUGAUAUUCUAUUUCUCGUGUAAUCGAGAAUAUUUCUCGAAGAAUACUCGAAAUUGGUAAUUGUUUUACAACAUUGUAUCUCGUAGCAAAACUAUAUUUGUUUUUAAUUAAUGAUAAUAUUUUUAUCUUUAACGUGUCCCGCGUUUUGUUUGUCAAUUUUAGUAUUAAAAAAGUUGUCGAUGUAUAAUGUUUGAUAAACAUAAUAGAUUAAUAAAAUAUUAUACACAUUACAAAUGUUAUACAGUUGCAGACUAUGUAUCUUAGAGAUCUGUAUAAAGUUCUAUUUAUAUAAAUAUCGUGAUCGAUAUUAGUUUGAAUUAUUCGACGAAAGUUUUGCGAACUUUAAUAAUACUAUAAAAUUUAAUUGGAUCUCUUUCGGAAAGCCCCGGAAAUCAAUAUCUAGAAUCUAGCGUAUUGGAAAUAUGUGAAAUUAACGUUAACUCUAAUAUUAGUGUCACAAAUGACACAAAUCUAGACUUUUGCAUAUAAAAAGGCAAUCACAGGUUAUGCUAUCCGAAAUUCCAAUUUGGAGUACGCAUAGUAAAUAGGAGUAAACAUGUUCCUUGAUUAAAUUCGAAUUGUGUUGCUACUUUCUAACGAAGUAAAAAAUAGUUUUCUUUUCUUGCUCUCCUUUCUUUUUUUGACACAUAUAAAGUUUGUAUAAACAGAACAUUUCAAUGAAAAGUAUUUGCCUUAAAUAGAGAGUAAAAUGUAAUCCCGUAGGAUAACUCGUAACUAUUUUUCGCAACAUUGUUAAGCUUUAAUUCUUUCAUGUGCAGAAAAUAGUACUUCUAGAAUCUAUAAAUGGUUCUUCUAAAUUAUUCAAAGCUCGGACAUGGUUAUUUGUGUAUCUUACUAAGUGUUUUAUAUGUGUACUCUCCAACGUGUACGUGAUCUAUAUUAACGUCGAAGUGUGUCAAUUUCGAGUUGCACGCUCGCUGAUUAUCGGAUUGCGCGCUACCCCAAAGUUCGCCCCGCGCAACUCGGUGGACCGCCCGCGCCCGCGAGCCGCGUACGUUAAUACGUAGUGCGCAUCCCCAGGGUAAGAAGCGAGUAAGCGAGAGAAAGAGAGGAAGAGAGGCGAAAGGAGGGUAGAAGGAGCCGCGCGCGCGAGCGGUAUAUACAGCGUAUGUCGCGGUAGCAUCGUCGUCGGCUCGAGCGGUGGGGUUGGGAGCGGAAAAAGUUGGGUGAAACUUGAAGGAGAAGCGGAGAAGGAAGCGCGCGGGAUAUAUACGCGCGCGGAGGAAAGGGUGGCACGCGCUGCGCGGGCGAAGCGGAGAAUCGGAAUGAAAGGAGGGAAAGCGGGGCGGGGGGAAGGGUAGGGGGUUGAAUCUGGAAAGAAGAGGGAAGUUUGGCGGAGACGCGCCGUAGGCAACACAUCGUCGAGUUGCUACUGGUAAACGUAGAAGCGCCGAAGGUGAUUGCGACCGGGAGUUGAAUAGUGGUAGUAGCUAUGGCGACGUUGGUGGUGGUGGCGAUGGUUAAGCGGUAGUGGUGGAUCGGUGUGUCCCGACGCGCGCCGAGAAAGUUUCGUCGAGAAACGCGGCGUGCGCGGAGUGUGAGAACGCGCGCGGCGACGGCGACGGCGACGGCGACGGCGGCGGCGGCGGCGGGUAGCGGCGGUGGUGGCGGCGGCGGCGGCGGCGGCGACGAGCGAGAAAGAGGGCCAGGGAGAAAGUUGGGGAAUGGCGUCCAGGAAAACGAGACAGAAUCACUCGAUACAGCAUCUGCUCGAGUUACCAUCGAACCGGGAGUCGAAAUUAUCACGGUUUCCCGUGAAGGAGCCAGCUCAACUGCCACCGUCCAUGCCAACCCCUCGCCAAGUUCCGGUGACCGUGUUGCAUCCCUCGCCAAAAAAGUUAUAUCUGAGCAAAACACGGCAGGCUGCCUUCUCGGCCGAUUUGCAGCAGUCUCUCUCACGAACAGUCAGUCCAACCGCACGCCAACAAGAGCCGUCCCUAGCGAGGCGGGAAUAUCCCCGCCAAAUCAUGAACAAGGUGGACGAUCGAGUCAGAUCACCGGGAACAUCACGAUGCCUGGCCGCUACUACCAUGUCGCUUUCCAUCUCACCCUCUAGCCCCGAAGAACCUGUUACGCUGGUGGAACUGACCAGCGUGCCAGGCGGACAGAAUGCGAUGGCUCAUCUCAAAAAGCGGAAGCUGGAAGCAGAGUCGGUCACGCAGAAUCCUAAACAGGCGCAGCAGCCGUCGCAGCAGCAAUUGUUGAUUGGCAAGAAGGGCCUGCAGACGAGCACGCCACAAGAAAUGGAGAUGACUGACGCGGCCAUGAAGCGCAGGAGGAAAAGCAUUCGCGACGAUGAUAUGCGAAAAAUUGACGUUGAUCCUAACAAAAAUAUACCAUUGCCCCAGAAGAAGCGCGCGUUUACAACUGGUAAUUCGGGUAGCCCUGCCAGGAAAUCGAGCAAGCACAGCGAAGAGCCCGAAGACAACGAGACUCUCAUAAGAGAAACGGAAGCCGCUUUGAAGAGUCUAUCAGGCAGUUGGCCGGGACCUAGAGGAUCUCUGUAUCAAAGAGGAAAUUCGGACGAGGAUAGAUACGAAUCUAACUUCGAGAAUCUAUUCGAAGAAAAGAAAGAAAAUCCCAAACUGUCGCCCUCAUCGAUAUCAACAUCUUCGACUACGAGCAACGACACCGGUUGUUCGUUGAAGGACGUAAUAACUCUUCGCGGACAACAAGAUCGAUCGAGUAAGAUGCAGCAACAGAAUAAGCAACAGGAACAACAUCCGAAACAGCAACAGCAUCCGAUUAAAAUUAAGAAAGAUUUAGACAAUCUGCUAAAAAUAGAGAACGAAUGUGCGAAUAUUCAGUCUCAGGUUAACAAUGUUAAUCAGAACGAACCACCAAAAAUUAGACCAGUUUCUGUUCGAUCGUUGUCAAACAAAGAGAGAAACGAGAGGAACGUGGUGGGCACACACGUUGACUCUCAGGGUAGGCAAUUGGACAAAUAUUCCAGAUACGAUCCGCCGGAUUUCAACGAAUUAGUCGAUGAUUCGUCCAACGAACUAGAAAUUGACAUGUCCGAUCCGGCUACUGACAAAGACGAUGGCGAUCGGGACAGAUCGAUCGAUCGGGAACGAGAUCGGACAUGUAAAAACGGUCAAUCACCUCAAAAUAUUAACAGACAACAGCAGCACCACCAAUCACUUUACACAAACUAUCAAAGACAAUAUAACGAUACUAACAUAAAAGUUUCACCUACGGGGACGUCGUCGUCUUCAUCGCCGCCAACAAGCUCACCGUUCUCAGCAACGUCUGCCUUCAGGCCGCCUAAUACGGAUCACUCGAAAGCAUCGUGCCGUAACUCUUCGGUUCCAGUAGCCUCUUCGGCGAUUCCACCGAUUGGUCCAUAUCCAGCUGCCGCUACAUUCGUGGGAUAUCCGACACCUGGACCGACGAUGCCAACCCCUCAACCUGUAUCCGGCAUUUCGUCGACAUCCGAGGAUAAACACUCGUCAACACUGUUGCAGUUGAAGUCCUCGAAAGAAGAGAGUCAUCAUGUGACAACUCAUGAUGUAGCCACCAAUUCUGUAUCCCCCAGCAAGAGUCCUACACGCGGCCCACCUUCCGUUACGAGUCCCGAUUCUUCGAAACAAUACACGAUUCUUCAGCCCGCGGGGGUGGGCUCCAGAGCGGCUAGUGCGAUUCAGGAUAUCGCGAGAGAAGGGGUGGUGAGUGUUACCGCUGUGAGCAGCUGCACCACCGCGAAUAACGGCAGUGCGAACAACGUCAACACUGCGAAUACGAAUGGCAACGGGGUGGUCGGCAAUAAAACUACCAACGGGAACAACGGCGCUAAUGACAGCAGCAAUACCACGAAUCCUGCCGGGAAUCCUAAUGCAAACAGCAUCACCAGUAUAACCAUUACGACCGUGUCAACGACCACCACUACGUCUAGUCCGACAGUCGCUGCUGAUGUGCCUUCGGCGAACGGGCAGCAGGACAAUGUCAUGAAAAUGCCAGAGAGACCCGGCACCUUCGAUAGUAGCAGGCCGGGAAUGUCUAUGUCUCCGUCCAGUCUCGGCAGAGAGGGCAACAAGUGCCCGACCCCAGGCUGCACGGGGCAGGGUCACGUGACCGGACUCUACUCUCACCACCGCAGUCUUUCUGGAUGUCCACAAAAGGAUAAGUUAACUCCAGAGAUUCUGGCGAUGCAUGAGACCAUAUUGAAAUGCCCGACACCUGGUUGCAACGGCCGCGGUCAUGUCAGCUCCAAUCGGAACACACAUAGGAGCCUGUCCGGAUGUCCCAUUGCCGCGGCCAAUAAGCAGGCUGCACGCGAGGCACGACAAAAGGCUCAAGUGCCAGGAAUACCACCCGAGUAUAUCAGCACGAAUCUGUUACCCCCAUCAAUGGAUACGAAGAGCUAUUCGCAGUACGGUUCCUCAACUCAAGACACGAAGCCUGUAUUAAGCAGCUUGACCUACGACUACUAUUCGACGACGAAAAACGCCGGGAUUAAUGUGAAGCCUCCGAAAACGCCGGAGGACAAUAGCACAUCGCGUCCCGCGAAGGUGCCUAAGACAGAGAACAUGACUCUCAGCAGUAGUUGCUGCAACACAUUAUCCAUGAGGAAUCAAAACACGGGCGAAUUGUUGGUCCCAAAGACGGAGGAUGCCACGUCCUGCAGAGUGAAUUCGCCCCCGCCACCGCCACCCCCCGCGGUGCGACAAACGUACGAUUCUUACAUGAGCCAAGAUUCGAACUCGUCAUCCAUGUCAUCCAUGGACGCGAUGGGCUCGAGACCAUCCCUAGGAGCGACAAUUCAUCAUCCUGGCCAGCAUCCUGGCACGCAUCACGUGCUACCGAUGCAGCCGGUCGCCUAUCCGAUGCCAAUGGUAGAAGAUACAAGAAUGAGCCAUCAAAUGUCCCAAAGAUCUCCUUACGAAUCCACCACUAUGAUGGCCGCAGCAGCGGCCGCGGCAGCCGCCGCAACCACUACGGAAGAGCUCUAUCAUCAUAGAUCGGCCGAACAUGCGAGAGCAUACAUGCAUCCUGGUGCUAGUAAUAUCGCACGGCCAGUGGUGACGUAUUCCAACGACAUAGCGUCUGGCAGAGGUUACGAGAACGCCGUGGUCAGCGCAGCCAAUCAUCGGCCCUACGAUCCCGGUACUACUGCGACAUACGAGAGAUACGAUACCCAGUCUUGCGCGCCCAUCCCAUCUCAGCAACAGCAACAGCAACAGCAACAGCAGCAGCAACAACAGCAGCAACAGCAGCAGCAGCAGCAGCUUCAUUCGAGGGCGAAUAUGUAUUAUCUGGGACAGACCGGCAUGACGCCAGAGGAGCAGGAACGAGUUUACCAUCAAGAAGCUGCGGCAGUUGCGCAACAGCAUCAGAUGGCGAUGGCCGCCGCUACGGCAGCCGGGAUGAUAAAGACUGAAGAUGUGAAAUGCGUUACGGUCGCGCAAAUGCAACAGAUGCAGAAACCCGGUGGACCGCCUACCUCGCCUGGGGGAUCAGUGAUGGAUUUGUCUACCUCCAGUGUUACGUCUACUAGCCCGCAGGCAGCACCCUACGGUUCGAACAGUCUCAGUCCACAGUACGGAGGAGGCCAGACGGUGGGAAGUAGUCCUCAGGCUGCAGCGAGUCCUCACUUGACGGCUAGUCCUCAAGUUCCUAGUCCCCAAGGCCAAACCCUCGAUCUUAGCGUUAAUAGACUCCAUAGUGGUGCACCGAGUCCGCAGUAUUCCACCGGCCAUGGUGAAGCUGUCGCGGUUCCGGUGGGCCCGGGUUUCCCAGCCCCACGACCGAUUGAAGAACAGACAGAGCCCGUUGAUUUCUCAACGGCGAACGAGCCGGUCAAUUUCAGCGGGGGUCCGGGGAUCAGGCCUGUACCCGGGUUUCCGCCGCCUGGAGUGCACGUUACGGCAUAUAGUCGCGAGAGUACGCCCGACAGCGGGGGUUCCCACUACAUGGACGCCUACCGAGAUCCCACCGGUUACGGACCCAUGAGCCCUCAUCCAGGAUACGGGAUGACUGGCGUUCAACCUGAAUAUCCCGGAAACACGUACACCCCUUAUCCAACUGCAGGUUACAACUGCGGCGGAACUUAUCCGGGUGGCCCAGUGACUUCCGGUUAUCAGAUUCCAGCGGGUUACACCCCGACACCGUGCUACAGCAUGCCACCCCCGCAGCACACGGUUGGACCCCUCGAUAAACCAUCCGGCAAGGACGACAGUAUGAGUGUGAGGAGGUACUCGUUGAAUUUCACACGGCCCACCCCUCGUGGUCGCGAUGGCAAGGAGCUGAUACAGUGCCCCACGUCGUCCUGUGAUGGCAUGGGUCAUGUCUCAGGGAACUACGCUACCCACAGAAGCCUCUCCGGGUGUCCACGAGCUGACCGCUCGCAAAUCCAGGCGCAUUCCCAGGAGCUUAAGUGUCCUACGCCAGGAUGCGAUGGUUCUGGACACGUCACGGGAAAUUACUCGUCGCACAGAAGUUUGUCUGGCUGUCCGCGGGCUAACAAGCCGAAGAGUAAACCUCGAGAUGGUCAAGAUUCUGAGCCUCUGAGAUGUCCAAUCCCGGGUUGCGACGGGUCCGGUCAUGCCACCGGCAAAUUCUUGUCGCACCGCAGUGCGUCUGGAUGUCCAAUUGCAAACAGAAAUAAGAUGCGGGUGUUAGAGUCCGGCGGUACCGUUGAGCAGCACAAGGCGGCCGUGGCUGCUGCGACAGCCAUGAAAUUCGAAGGUGUCAAUUGCCCCACGCCCGGAUGCGACGGACUUGGUCACAUAAAUGGCUCCUUUCACAGCCAUAGAUCAUUAUCGGGCUGCCCGAUAGCCAGCCACGCUGUGAAGAAACCGAAACCGGAGGACAAUAUGAGCAUGUACAGCAGAGGAAUCACCGGGUUGGAAGCCGGUGGUCCGGCUCACGGGGGUGCAGUAGGCACGGGUCAGGGUAACUCGAGUGGUAGCGGGACCGCCGGUCCCCAGAGCGAGGAUCUCUACACACUGGAGGCCGAGAUCACCGAGCUCCAGAGAGAGAACGCCCGGGUCGAGUCGCAGGUCUUGCGCUUGCGCUCGGAUAUCACCGCCAUGGAGAAUCAGCUCAAGCACGGAGACAAGGAUACCUCAUCGAUAGCUCAGCGCAACAAUAAUCUGACCGAAUACUAUCAGUCACUGCGCGACAACAUGAUCACUCUCCUGGAGCAAGUGCGAAUACCGAACGCCCCGGGCGGGCCGCAGGAGAAAAUAGGCCACGAGAACUUCGACAGCUACCUGACGAAGUUGCAGACUCUGUGCACCGCCGACGGCUACUGCGCCGACGAGAGCAACCGGCCGAUUUACGAAACGGUGAAGACCGCUCUGCAGGACUUCACGGUCCUGCCGACACCCAUCUGAGACCAUCCUUAAAGAUCGACGAUCGGGUACUGAGCUUCGCUCUCCGAGGGACGACUCGCGUGGCCAAGCGAUCCGGCGUAUUCGUGACUCGGAUCGCGGUCGUUCCAUUCUCGUCCACCGGACACGAGUGAGCGGAACGGUGAGCGCGAGAGAACGGUGCCCAGUUCCCAGUCUAAAUACGUAUAAUACACGUGUAAAUCGAGACACGAGCACGCAACCGUGAGGUAACUGCGUCGAUCGUGACUGAAAGCUCCGCGCGGAUCGGCCUAUCGACCUGGGAGAAACCCGGCUUCGUGACGCGUGUGACUCAUCCGGAUGAUGCGAAUCCGACGAAUGCGUCACACGUACCUGCAAUUACGUACAUCGCUCGCGUGAAUUUCGGACUGCGUCACUUGGCGACGUCAUCGUCAGCUCGCGAUCGUCACGUCGGUGAAAAGUCACCGCGUGGCAGGCCGGUCGAGCAUGCCGACCGGCCCGUAGACUGCUUGGAAAACGCUAUAACGGCAUCUAACCGGUACGACGGCUCCAUCGGAACACUAUGCUUAAACGGACUAUUAUUGCGGGGUGGGCGACGUUACGGCCUUCCUCGUAUAUCGAUUAUAUCUUUUGUACAUAAUGAUGUGUCUGCGUCAAGUAUCACAAUCGACGGCGCGGCCGCUACCGCCGCGUGCAUGUACAUACACAACGGGAGAAAUUGCGUUUAUAUAUUAUACGACAGGUUGAUGGUUAAGUCGCUAUAAGUCGUGUAAAAAUGAUUAAUUUAGCUGUAUAUCGGAUUCUUGCCACUUAACGCUGUGUAACUGUUAUUACUGUUUAAGCGAGGUCAGCGCGCGACUUACAAGGACCGGCGCGUCCGCCAAUGACGCUUCUCUGCUAAAAACCCAAAGGCUACUUAUAAACCAAUUUAUCGGCUAACUAUUACCAGCUAGUCACUAUUACUAUUAUUACUAUUAUUAUUAUUACUCUUAUUAUUAUUGCUAUUAUUAUUAUGAUUAUUACAACUAUUAUUAUUAUUACUACUACUCUAACCGUUACAAUCAGCCAGAUCGUUUUUAGCGAAUAAUUCAAUUGUCAUUAUUGCUACCAUUACUCUUACUACUGUCGAUAAAAUAUAGUCACGAAGUAUACCAACAUAUUUAUAUAAUAUUAUCGAAUCUAAGAGAGAAAAGUGCAAUGCGUUGUCCAUAGGUUGUACAUAGUAACAGAGAUAUACAAUUAUUAUAAGGACAAGAAUCGCUGGCGAUAAUAAGCUGCGAUUUCGAUGGGACGAGAAAGAAAAAAAAUGAAAAAGAGAGAGAAAGAAAGAGAGGUGGAGAGAAAAGAAAUGCUCACGAGGCCAUGCUCACGCGUGGCCUCUUCAUCAACAUCUGUCAAUCGUAAGUCCGAUGCAUUGUCGAAUUUAUGCUUGUCGAGUGAUCAAGUCUCAUUUUAUCAAGGAAGGAUCGAUCUUCGUGUUCCUUCAUGAUACGACGCGACCGAUUUGGUCCGAGGAUAUUCGUUCGUAUGUGCAAUAAUUUUAGAAUGCGUCGCAUUCUUUCCUCUGUAUAUUCGCGAUCACUUACGACCGCGUCGUGAGACACGUGUACAUUUGUAUCGGCGCGGUUAUUAUUGUUUCGUUGAUCUAUUUGUGUUUUUAUUUAUGUUAUACGUUUGUUUUGCUGCUGGAACGUGAAAUGCGGGGAAGCUACAGGAAUUUGUAAAUAUCGAAAAUUCGACUCUGAAUCAUAAGAGUCGUCGCUUUUCGUUGGAGUCGUAUGAAUGUUAUUAUUACUAUAGGACAUGCCUGAAAAAUUUCCGUUUCCGCUGGUUGAUAUUUUACACCUACGUAUAAGUCAAUCGAUCGACAUAGAUGCGAGAAAAAACUUUUAAUAACAGUAUAACGCCUGCAAACAAAAUGAAGAUAUACAACUUGACUAUGGAUUCAUUGAAAUAAAUAUAGAUGUAAUUAAAAAGAAGAUAUUUGAAUUUUGUUAAUGAGGCGCUUGGAUCAUUAUUUUAUCAUAAAUAUCCAUUAUAAUCAAUCUCAAUUAUACUGCCGAGAAAAAUGCUUUUAAUAUAUCACAAUGUUUUAGAUUAGAAUAUUUUAGACGGUUUAAUAUUUAAUUUUAACACUAUUUUCUCUCUUACUUCAAAUUAUCAUCACGCACUAACUGAUAACGUCAAGAUUAUAAUAAAUCAUGAGAUAUGAAUCAUCGUAAAACAGCAGACAUGUCGAUCGGAUAAUCAGUGAUUUUGCCGAUAUAAAAGCUAUAUUAUGUCAAAAUUAUAUUAUUUUCGGUACAAUUAAGUGUAUCAGAUAAUGUAUAUAAAGAGAAGGGAAAAUCAAUUGUUUGUCUGAGAUGCUGAUAAGAUGGAAGAAACCGUGUGCAGAAGUAAAUAUACUUUAACCAACCACCGUGUAGUGAGAGUAAUAACAAAUUACAGAUAGCGAUAGUCGACCGACAAUUACGAAAUAAUCUCGACGUUAUAAUUAUUCUUGUCACUAUCAUUGUCAUUAUAAUUACAGUUAUCACUGUCACUGUCGUAAAACAGAUUUUUCUUUUAAUUUCGAAUUAGCACAAUUGGCAUGUAAAAAGAAAAAGAUAAGAAUGAGCGGAAAAACAGGUAAAUUACAAUCAACAGUCAUUACAUUUUGACUUUGCAACGGAACAUUCUUAUCUUGAGUUCCGUUGCGUUGCAAUUGAUAUACUCUGCGAUAUUCAUGAUUAGUAUUGUCAUUAUUAUGUACUAGUCUUGAUUAUUAUUGUUAUUAUUGCUAUUAUUGUCAGUUUUCCAUUAUUUUAUUAUUAUUAUUGCUACAACUUCUUCUUAUUAUUAUUAUUAUCGUUACGUUUUUGUCACUAUUGCGAUUAUGAUUGUUGCCGUUAAUAAAAAUCUACAGGUAUAUAAGUUCAAUAACAUGCUUUAAGUAAGUAUAAAUGUUACUCCGAUUGAAUAAAGGGUAUUUAUCGAUGAAUA
Messenger RNA from Monomorium pharaonis (pharaoh ant), 10807 nucleotides. Its product is annotated as homeobox protein 5. Gene Ontology annotation, biological process: regulation of transcription by RNA polymerase II. NCBI's taxonomy places the organism in Eukaryota, Metazoa, Arthropoda, Insecta, Hymenoptera, Formicidae. Gene Ontology annotation, cellular component: nucleus. Bases 2177 to 7849 code for a protein of 1890 amino acids. The record is from RefSeq and is a predicted model, not a curated record. Gene Ontology annotation, molecular function: zinc ion binding; DNA-binding transcription factor activity, RNA polymerase II-specific; RNA polymerase II cis-regulatory region sequence-specific DNA binding. The transcript has 20 exons.